AUGUUUAAGCACGAUAUGACAGAAAAUCAGCAAAACUGCGUUAAAAUCAAUGAUAUCGAUGAGAAAAUUUUUGAAGAAGUACUACGUUAUAUUUAUACCGGGAAAGUUACCAACUUGCAAGAUAUAGCUUUGGAAUUGAUGCCCGUUGCUGAUAAAUAUGAUCUAGGCCAACUGAAAGACAUGUGCUUCGAUUCGCUGAAAACGUCGCUAUCUGAAAAAACUGCUGUGAAAAUGUUAAUGCUCGCUGAUUUGAAGAACUUGCCAAGUUUGAAGAAAGAGGCUAUUACGUUUAUCCUAGCCAACUUGCAAAAAGUCCAGAAAUCAGACGAGUGGAAUGAAAUAAUCUCUCGUCCAGAUUUAAUGUCGAGUAUACUUAAUCAUAGAGGUUGA
Planococcus citri (citrus mealybug) is the source of this 390-nucleotide messenger RNA. RefSeq names its product speckle-type POZ protein-like. Gene Ontology annotation, cellular component: cytoplasm. Gene Ontology annotation, molecular function: ubiquitin protein ligase binding. The transcript has a single exon. NCBI's taxonomy places the organism in Eukaryota, Metazoa, Arthropoda, Insecta, Hemiptera, Pseudococcidae. Bases 1 to 390 code for a protein of 129 amino acids. Gene Ontology annotation, biological process: regulation of proteolysis; proteasome-mediated ubiquitin-dependent protein catabolic process. The record is from RefSeq and is a predicted model, not a curated record.